AUGUCGGGGCGACGCGAUUUCCUCAACCAGGCUGCCCCUGAGAACUAUGUCGCUGGUCUUGGACGAGGCGCAACAGGUUUUACAACACGAUCCGAUCUUGGCCCUGCUCGAGAUGGACCUAGCGAGGAUCAGAUUAAGGAGGCUCUUGCGAAGCGUGCCGCUCAGCUAGGUCUUGCGCCGGAUAAGAAGGGCAAGGAUAAAGAAAAGGAUGAAGACGAGGGAGGUGACGAAGAACGAUAUCAGGACCCUGACAACGAAGUUGGGCUCUUCGCUGGCGGUGUGUACGACAAAGAUGAUGAGGAGGCCGAUAAGAUUUGGGAAUGGGUGGAUGAGAGAAUGGACCGAAGAAAAAAGCAGCGCGAAGCACGAGAGCAGGCCGAGAAGGACGAAUACGAACGAAACAACCCCAAGAUUCAACAGCAGUUUUCCGACCUGAAACGAGCUCUGGCGACUGUCACUGAUGACGAAUGGGCAAAUCUACCCGAAGUUGGCGACUUGACAGGCAAGAACCGGCGUAGCAAGCAAGCGUUGCGACAACGAUUCUAUGCUGUUCCGGACAGCGUCAUUGCAGCAGCGCGCGACUCGAGCGAGAUGGGAACAACAGUUAUGGAUGAGGGCACUUCUUCCAACGCCGGUGGCAGCGAUGCUGCAGAUGGUACAAUGACCAACUUUGCCAAGAUCGGCGCGGCUCGCGACAAGGUGCUCAAGUCCAGAUUGGAGCAAGCUGGGAGUGAUUCUGCUGCGCCAGGCACAUCCACUAGUAUCGACCCUCAGGGCUAUCUUACUAGCCUCAACAAGAUGCAGAUGAGUGAAGCGCAAGCUCAAGUUGGAGAUAUCAACCGUGUUCGCGAGCUUCUGCAGUCUGUUGUCAAGACGAAUCCCACAAACGCUUUGGGUUGGAUCGCGGCGGCGCGACUCGAGGAGUUGGCAGGCAAGAGUGUAACGGCAAGAAAGACGAUCGACAAGGGUUGUACACAGUGUCCUAAAAGUGAAGAUGCUUGGCUUGAGAACAUUCGACUUAACAGCGAUUCUCCAAAUGCAAAGAUUAUUGCACGAAGAGCUAUUGAGGCCAACAACACAUCAGUCAGACUAUGGGUCGAGGCGAUGAGGCUAGAGACAAUUCCAAGCAACAAGAAGCGAGUUAUCCGACAAGCGCUUGAUCACAUUCCUGAAUCGGAGGCUUUAUGGAAGGAGGCAGUGAACUUGGAGGAAAACCCCGAUGAUGCUAAGCUGCUCCUAGCCAAGGCCACCGAACUGAUUCCUCUCUCUGUGGAUCUCUGGCUGGCCUUGGCACGAUUGGAGACGCCAGAGAACGCCCAGAAGGUCCUCAAUAAGGCUCGAAAGGCCUGUCCUACGUCACACGAAAUUUGGAUCGCGGCUGCACGGUUACAGGAACAGCUCGGACAGGGCACCAAGGUCAAUGUUAUCAAGCGUGGUGUCCAGGUCCUGGCGAAGGAGUCUGCGAUGCCCAAGCGCGAGGAGUGGAUUUCAGAGGCAGAAAGAUGCGAAGAGGAGGGUGCCAUUAUCACCUGUCAGAACAUCAUUCGGGAGACUCUAGGUUGGAGUUUGGACGAGGAUGAUGAUCGCAAAGACACAUGGAUGGAAGAUGCAAGGGCAAGUAUCAACCGAGGCAAAUACGAAACUGCCAGGGCCAUAUACGCCUACGCACUACGGAUAUUUGUCAAUAGUAGAACGAUGUGGAUGGCAGCAGCAGACUUGGAAAGGAAUCAUGGAACCCGAGAGUCGCUGUGGCAAGUGCUGGAGAAGGCUGUGGAGGCGUGCCCUAAGAGCGAGGACCUAUGGAUGAUGCUGGCCAAGGAGAAGUGGCAGGCUGGCGAAGUGGACAAUGCUCGUCUCGUUCUCAAACGUGCCUUCAACCAAAACCCUAACAACGAGGAUAUUUGGCUUUCCGCUGUCAAGCUAGAGUCGGAAAAUGGCAAUGGCCAACAGGCCCGGAAGCUUCUGGAGAUUGCCCGCGAGAAGGCUCCCACAGAUCGUGUAUGGAUGAAGAGUGUUGUGUUUGAACGAGUGUUGGGCAACAUUGAGGCUGCUCUCGAUCUUGUCCUUCAGGCUCUUCAGUUAUUCCCGGCAGCAGCCAAGCUUUGGAUGCUCAAGGGACAGAUCUAUGAGGACCUCGGCAAAACUGGCCAAGCGAGAGAGGCGUAUGGCACAGGAGUCAAGGCUGUUCCCAAGUCUGUCCCCCUGUGGCUUCUGUAUGCCAGGCUUGAGGAGCAGGCCGGUCUUACCGUGAAGGCUCGAUCGGUGCUUGACCGUGCUCGACUUGCUGUACCAAAGAACGCGCAGUUGUGGUGCGAGUCGGUACGACUAGAACGUCGAGCAAGCAACACAGCCCAAGCCAAGUCAAUGAUGGCCAAGGCGCAACAAGAAGUCCCCAAGAGUGGUCUCCUCUGGGCAGAACAGAUAUGGCAUCUGGAACCCAGAACACAGCGCAAGGCCCGCAGUCUCGAAGCUAUCAAGAAGGUGGACAGCGACCCCAUCCUGUUUGUGGCUGUAGCACGCAUCUUUUGGGGCGAUCGUAAGCUGGAGAAGGCGCAAAACUGGUUCGAGAAGGCUCUUGUACUGGACAGCGACUAUGGCGAUUCUUGGGCUUGGUACUACCGGUUCUUAUGUCAACAUGGUACGGAGGAGAAGCGGGCAGAUGUGGUGACGAAGUGCGUGCUGAAUGAACCUCGACACGGCGAAGUGUGGCAGGCGAUUGCUAAGAAGCCCACAAAUGCGAGAAAGAGUUGUGAGGAGAUACUUAAGUUGGUGGCUGAUGAAUUGGAGCAAUAG
Molecule: messenger RNA, 2793 nt
Organism: Fusarium musae
Lineage: Eukaryota; Fungi; Ascomycota; Sordariomycetes; Hypocreales; Nectriaceae
Exons: 1
Coding region: 1-2793 (930 amino acids)
Biological process (GO): mRNA splicing, via spliceosome; spliceosomal tri-snRNP complex assembly
Cellular component (GO): catalytic step 2 spliceosome; U4/U6 x U5 tri-snRNP complex
Molecular function (GO): protein binding
Source: RefSeq, a predicted model, not a curated record